CUGCCGAGCUGCAGGAUCUAAUCAGUGUGUGGGGAGAAGAGACAGUUCAGUCCCAGCUGCGAUCCAGCCGCAGAAAUUAUGAUAUCUACGGCCAGAUAUCACAGUCAAUGCAAGACAGGGGCUAUGACCGAGAUGCCGUUCAGUGUAGGGUUAAGGUGAAAGAACUGAGAAGUGCCUACAGCAAAGCCCGUGAUGGAAACCGUCGCUCUGGUGCUGCCCCCACUACCUGCCGGUUUUACAAGGAGCUGGAUGCGAUACUGGGAUGUAACCCCACUGCCAAUCCUAGGAUCAUAUCGGACAGUUCACAGCCUGGAGACCAGGGUGAAGGGGACACAGAGGGUGAUGUCCCUGCAGACUGCAGCCAGGAGCUGUUUUCUACCCAGGAAGAAGCAAGCCAGUCGCUGGGUGCUACUAUUGAGGAAGGAUCAGAGGAGUCUGUUCCAGUGACCUUGACUACAUCUGGAGCAACAGAUAGUUCUGAAAGGCUAAGAAACUUAAGAAAGAAGCCUAGGAAAUCGAAGGAACAGCUUGUGAAAGCAGUCAUGAAUAUGUUUUCCGCAGAACAGAAAAAGUUACAGCAUUGGCGGGAAAAACGUAGCAUUAAGAAGGAUCAGGCAGCAAAGAGAACCACAGAUCGGCUGCUAAGCCUCAUGGAACGCCACACAGACCUCAUGCAGUCAAUGGUAGACAUGCAGGCAGAGCACUACCGUGGCUGCCUCACCCCAUCCCAAAACUCAGCACAUUGUGCCCCACUGUUUCCUCAAAACACCCAUUUCCAGCAUCCUGGUGCUUACCACCACCAACUGCCCCCAACACCAAUACGUUCACCUCACAUCCAUGAUAACUGCGACCCUUACCCAAUGCACUCAACCCCCAUCACCAUGCAGCAUUUUAAUCCUCAAGUGCAGCAGGCAGUGCAUAGCCCUCAAGGAAGAACAUAUUCAAACCUGUGAGUGUAAUGCUCCUCACCGUACCCCCCCUUCCUGUUGUAUGUACUGUAUUUUUAAUAAAGGAUUUCUUGUC
Molecule: messenger RNA, 1023 nt
Organism: Chelonoidis abingdonii (Abingdon island giant tortoise)
Lineage: Eukaryota; Metazoa; Chordata; Testudines; Testudinidae
Source: RefSeq, a predicted model, not a curated record